Entrophospora candida is the source of this 1656-nucleotide messenger RNA. The record is from the annotation of a GenBank genome assembly. Lineage: Eukaryota; Fungi; Glomeromycota; Glomeromycetes; Entrophosporales; Entrophosporaceae.
AUGAAGUUUCCUGGUAAGAGAGAAGCCAGAAAAAUAAAAGGCAAAAAUAUAGAAAUUGCUGAAUGCUAUUAUCAUGGUGGCACUUAUACUCGACAAAUGAUUGAAAAAGAAGUUGCAAGGCUUCAGGCUCGAUAUCCUAACAAAGUAUUCCGAGUUUCACUUCUUUAUGAAAAGCCAAUGUCUGGUAAUAAAUUCGGUUCACAAGAUCCAAUAUCAUUAUUUACUCUUACAGACCAUUAUGACGAAUCACAAAUGCCAGAUCCAGAAGAUAGGCCUCUAGAUCCUGAAACUUAUGAAAGAUUCUGGGCUUAUGGAACAAAAUGGAAACUCCCUCCAGUAAUUAAAACUCCGGAAUUAUUAAAAACAAGAUUGCGUCUCCAGAGAAAUGAUCCUAUUCCAGUAAGCCUUAUAGACGAAGUAGAAAUGGCAAGUUCCAUAGCUAUUAAUAUUACUUACAGGGAGGAUUAUAUAAAUUAUACAGCAGAAUUAUAUGAUGGCAAGUCAUUUUCAACUAUUCCCCUUGUCAAGUUUAAAAAGCAGAUUUAUAGCUCUCCUAAAUAUUGUUAUAUUGAGGUCCGGAAAAAGAAAGAUAAAACUUUGGAAACUCUUACAGAAGCAUAUACUAGAUUUAAUGAAGAAAGGGAUGCACUACUUGAAAAGUUGAAAAAAUUUGGCAUUCCAAUGGAUAUAAGUAUGUGCGGUGGUAAUGAAAAAGUCAUGGCUUUAUGGGCAUUUGAGCAGUGCAGUCUUAGUAUUCCAGCCAAUGAACCCUUAGAUCCUCAAGAGGCUAAAUGGAUUUCCGACACAAUGAGAGGUGGAUUAAUAUGGGCCAAAAACGAAUGGAAAGGUUAUGGAAGGCAAUAUUACUUUACUAGCAUGUAUCCUUAUUUAUUACAAAAAUACUUCUUUCCUAUCAAAAAGGGAAAAUUUGAUGUGAUCCCAGAUUAUAUAUACAAUAACCGAGGAAACAUGAUUUCUUACUAUGGUAUUUUCCAUGCUGAAGUAGAGCUUCAAGAGGAUAUGAGAUCUGUCUUCUCAUAUAGUAAAAUAAAUAAAUACACACAUCAUGAUUUAAAUAAUGCCAGAGCACUUGGAUUAAAAUAUACAUUAAUUCAGGAUGGUACUCCAAAUGCAUUGAUUUAUGACUCAAAAGCAAUAUAUCCUGGGGCAGUUAUGUUUGGAGCAAUUGUAGAGUUCCUCUUUAAGAUAAAAAGUGAGGGUGGUCCAGCUGGGCAAAUUGCAAAGCACAUUAUUAAUAUAAUAUGGGGAGCAUUAUCCCAAAGAAGCUAUAAACAUGAAUUAGAAGAUGACUCAUUUGAAAUUCCAGAAGGUGCCAUUAUAGAAUCUCUCCAUCCAGUAGAAUAUAGGAGAGUAUCAUUUAAAUUGUCUUAUCCAGAUAAAUUAUUUAGAGGCGAAUAUCCAAGAAUUGCACCAUUUCUAACUGCUCUUGCACGAAAAAUAGUUUCAGAAGAAAUCCAGCCUCAUAAAAAUAAAGUUAGACGAAUUCAUACAGAUGGAUUUGUCCUAGAAGAAGACUCUAAAAACCUUCCACUUAUAAAUUGUCCAGAAGAUGCUUCAAAGACUCUUGGUGCUCUUAAAUUCAAAAAGGAAGGCAAUUGUUAUGUCAAGAAUGCCAAUCAAGUUGUAUGGUCUUAA